Molecule: messenger RNA, 1308 nt
Organism: Hydra vulgaris (swiftwater hydra)
Lineage: Eukaryota; Metazoa; Cnidaria; Hydrozoa; Anthoathecata; Hydridae
Source: RefSeq, a predicted model, not a curated record
AUAAACUCUUUUGAAAGUGUGUAUGUGGUUGUUGUCUUUGUUUCUUUGUUUAGCUUAAAUUAAAAAGUUUUUAUGUCCUCGUAAAAAGAUAUUCGUAAAAGUUCGUCUAAAAAAAGCUUGUAAAUAAUAAAGAUCUUUUCAUGUCUGAAUCAAACAGAAUUUCUUGCGGCACGUUAAAAUCACUUAAUACGCAUUCGUUCCUGAAAGAUCGCCUAAAUGCUAUUCCUAAAGUAACAUACACCUCAGUUGGCUGCAUUCAAAGAAACGACAAAUAUAUUCGUCUAAAGACAUUAGUCCAUUAUGUCAGUCUGGAUCUUUACUACAAUUUGUUUCAUAACCCACAGUAUGGCGGUUUUCCUACCAAAAAAACGGAACUUUAUAAAUCGUUAAAACAAUUCGAAAAUCAACUUCGCCAUUCUCAAAAGACUUCUAUUACAGAAAAAGACUGGGUAAAGUUAUUUCCAGAAAAUAAAAAAUCAAAUUCUCAAGAAUUUACUAUUGAACUAUUUCAAUUUUUAAUUAAGAACUGCGUUUCGCGAUUUCCUGAGAUUUCAAAAGAUGAAAACAAUGUCAAGUUUGAAGCAAACGCUUUUAUGAUAUUAAUAGAUAAGCUUCACGAUACAGUAUGUAAUCCUAAACUUGUUCAAACUGUAAAUAGCUCACACGAUACCUUUGUUUCUUUGUGGAAUAUUCUUCACGAAAUUCUUCUGAAGUUAAAUUACGACGUCAACCUCGUUAAAGAUAUUGAAAGCGGUGACUUGGAUAAGUUAACAAGUUGUCGUCACUCUCUUCUCACUAUACAACUGCAGGUGCUUUUAGACGAAUGUAAGGAACUCGACAAAUCAACGAGUAUGAAUGGUCUGGCUGUCUCAAAACUGAUUUCAGAUUAUAAUGAAACAAUAUCUAAGCAGGAGAAUGGCUUCUCUGAUGAUCAGUUUUCUAUUAAAGCAAAAUCUCUUCAAGAUAGUAUAGCUUUAGUGAUGCAGCUUUUAUCAUUAAUAAAAUCGAGCAUCUCUGAAUUAACAUCAGACAUUCCGUUUUGGAAGGGAAAAAAUAUAGAAGGGGAUAUUAUAAUUUAUGAAGAAAAACUUUCUAAAAUAAGAAACCAAAUUAAUGAACAAACAAGAGAACUUGGCGAAAUUUUCCAUUCAACUUCUUUAGAUAUUGUUAAGAUUAAGGAGAGGCUUCACUUUCAAGAAGAUAACAUUCAUAUUGUUCACCGACAACGGUCAACAAGUUCUCAAUCAUUAAAGGACACAGUAAGUUAACAAAUGAGACUACAGAACACAGUUAAUUCUUUAAUUAAAU